This is a messenger RNA of Lactuca sativa (garden lettuce), 955 nucleotides long. Its product is annotated as endo-1,3;1,4-beta-D-glucanase. The record is from RefSeq and is a predicted model, not a curated record. Gene Ontology annotation, molecular function: hydrolase activity. NCBI's taxonomy places the organism in Eukaryota, Viridiplantae, Streptophyta, Magnoliopsida, Asterales, Asteraceae.
UUCCACAAGCUACUUCAUUAUACACAAUGUCUGGCUCGGAGUGCCUCGUGAACCCUCCUGCAUUGGUCUCCGGCGGUGAAUCCAACAAUGUUUUGCAGAUUGCCUCCCUCAAUUCUUAUGUUUCCGGGAAUGCUGAUUCAAAAGUCGCACUUCUUUUUAUUUCUAAUAUACAUGGCUAUGGAGUUUCGAAAUUCAGGAAACUUGCCGACAAAGUUGCCUCUGCUGGAUAUUACGUAGUUGCGCCUGACUUCUUUCAUGGAGACCCCAUAACUCCUGAAACUCCGAUUUCAGAUUGGCUAAAGAAUCAUGGACCGGUAGAAGCAGUUGAGCCCGCCAAACUGGUUAUUAAAGCUCUUAAAGAGAUGGGUAUAACUAAAAUUGGCGCUGCAGGAUUUUGUUGGGGUGGCAAGGUAGCUGUAGAGUUAGCAAAGGAGGAUGAUAUACAAGUUGCUGCUCUCUUGCAUCCUUCAUUUGUCACUUUAGAUGAUAUCAAGGGGGUUAAGGUUCCUACUGCCAUACUCGAUGCUGAGAUUGACAAUAAAUCUCCACCGGAGCUUGUCAAAGAAUUUGAGCUUGCUUUACAAGCAAAACUAGAGGUGGAUCACUUUGUGAAGAUAUAUGGUGGUGUAUCGCAUGGUUGGACGGUUCGAUAUAAAGAUGAAGAUGCAGAAGAGGUGAGAUCUGCCGAAGAGGCUCAUGAGGAUCUUGUGGGUUGGUUUAACAAUCAUCUUGAUCCAAACCAUUCAAUAAUAUAAAGAAAGAGAGAGUUCGAGAAAAAUGUGACACCCCUCUACAAGUAAAUAAAGCGUCAUCAUAGACGUGCAUUUAUAUUUUUGAAUUUUUGAAUAAAUGCUUACCUUAGUAAUGUCACAUCCCGAUAUUCACAUUAUAAGUCUUACAGAUGUUAUAUUACAUAUUUAAUUAUAAAAGUGAGACUUAGUGGAAGUCUUAAAUA